Molecule: messenger RNA, 946 nt
Organism: Solea senegalensis (Senegalese sole)
Lineage: Eukaryota; Metazoa; Chordata; Actinopteri; Pleuronectiformes; Soleidae
Product: microfibril-associated glycoprotein 4-like
Exons: 5
Coding region: 94-813 (239 amino acids)
Source: RefSeq, a predicted model, not a curated record
AGCAGAUACAUCGAGGACAGGAGUCAAGUGCAGCACCAGGCGGCUCGGAGAUAAUCCUGAUCCUGAUCACCCCUGAAUGACCACUUCAGAGCAAUGAUGGGUUUUAUUCUUUUACUUGCUCUGAUCCCAGCAGCCAUCUGUGCACCGGUGUCGUCUCCAGGCGACUGCACUGACGUGUACAAUGUAGACCCUGUACACAGUGGUGUGUACUCCAUCCACACAGCAGGACGUGUCCAGGUCUACUGUGACAUGGGCUCCGAAGAGCAAAGUGUGAGAUGGACUGUGAUUCAGAGAAGAAUAAUUGGCACCGUGGACUUUUAUCGUGGAUGGGACCAGUACAGAGCUGGAUUUGGAAAACCAUCAGGAGGAUUCUGGCUGGGGCUGGAGAACAUCCAUGUCCUGACUCAGAGGAAGAGCUAUGAACUGAAGGUAGUCAUGGAGGACUUUGAGGGCAACAAGACCCACGUCUAUUAUUCCACCUUCUCUGUGGGUCCAGAGGAAGAUGGCUACAAGCUUCAAGUCGGUGGAUUCAGAAGUGGAACACGUGGACCUGCUGCUGGAGACUCAUUUGCUGACCAUGAUGGUAUGAAGUUUUCCACAUUUGACAAGGACCAGGACCGCGAUGUAGGACUAAACUGUGCUGAGGUCUACCAUGGAGGAUGGUGGUACAACGGCUGUCACGCUGCUAAUCCUAACGGUGGCUACUAUCCAGGCGGCACCUCACCCUACGGGAUCGGAAUCAACUGGAAGACUUGGAGAGGAUUUCAAUAUUCUCUGAAGUCAAUCGAAAUGAAGAUACGACCCAAAGAGUGAUGUCAGAUGUCACAUGAUCACGCUCAGCACAUGCGCUGCCCGGCCAAUAAACAGCCACACACACUGUAGGACAGUCUUUUGUAGGGUUGACCAACAUGGGUUAGUUGAUUGUUUUUGUUUUUUUCUGUGACCA